Panicum virgatum (switchgrass) is the source of this 2183-nucleotide messenger RNA. RefSeq lists its product as uncharacterized. Gene Ontology annotation, cellular component: nucleus; delta DNA polymerase complex. Lineage: Eukaryota; Viridiplantae; Streptophyta; Magnoliopsida; Poales; Poaceae. Gene Ontology annotation, biological process: DNA replication; DNA strand elongation involved in DNA replication; nucleotide-excision repair, DNA gap filling. The coding region runs from base 197 to 1747 and encodes 516 amino acids. The transcript is spliced from 8 exons. The record is from RefSeq and is a predicted model, not a curated record. Gene Ontology annotation, molecular function: DNA-directed DNA polymerase activity.
CUGCGCGCCAGGAAAUUAGAGACGGCUCCAAUCCAAAUCCCGCGCGCGGCCCGCCGCGCCGUCCUCACGGCUGCUGCUCCUCCACCCCCUGAUCCGGAAACCCUAGUCCCGCGGGUUGUCGAGCCCUUCGUCCCCCCCCCCCCCCCACCCCACCCCGCCAGGUUCGGACUUCUGAAAGCCCUUCCGGCGCGGGAGGAUGGCGGGCGGGGCCGCGGACCAGUCGCUGCUCGACCUGCUGCCCCGGAUCCACGCCCUCUUCUCCGACCCGCUUCGCGUGAUUUCAUAUAAAUGGCUUAGUCGGAACUUCUCUGUAUCGUCAAAUGAUGCCAAGAGGUUGCUUCAGGAGUUUGUCAACAAAAAUGGAACCGACCUCCAAGUGAUCUACAGUGUGUCGGGGUGGCUAAAGAACAAUCCCCAAAAUUACUGUGUAAAACUCACUUCUGGCCCAAAACUUGAAGAAGCAAGACAAGCAUUCAAAGAUUCUUGUUCGGUCCAGGUCUACAGUAUCCAGGCUUGUAUUCCAAAAGAUACAGCUGUACUUUGGAAUCCUGAAUUUGUGCAGGCAGAAGAACUUUUCAACCAGCCUUUUGAUGUAGAGAACUGUUUGAGAGAUAAUAGGUUUUGUGGUGUUUUGAAUUCUUUUGUCAAACGAACAUCCAGUGGGAAGCAUGUGAAUUCAUUGCCACCAAAGCCUGUAAAUAGUGCUACAGCAGUAGCACAGUCAAAACCUAUUGUUACUCCAACGGAGCAGUUUGUUACUGCUCGGCAGCAAGAUUUACCUGGACCGUCUAAUCCAAAGCAGGGAGCAGGCAAUAAGUCUGAAAAGGGUAAUUCCGCAGUAUUAGAUAAAGCUGGCAAUGUUCCUGUUGUCAAAGAACCAUCAGUUGCUGCCCAUGCUAACAAAAAUAAAGCUCAGAAUGGCAAGGCCUUGACUGGUAAUGGUGGAUCGCUGGCUAACAUGUGGGGCCGUGCAUCAGCAAAACCAAAGCCUCCAGCUACCACUAAUUUUACAGCUGUAGCAAGUGUUGCAGCUACUGCUGAUGCACAAAUAUGUGCAAAGGAGGAAGCAGAUGCUGAUAGCAGCGACGAUGAACAGGGAAUAAAGUACAAGAGCGGAUCUUGCGGUGCAAAUAACAGAAAAAGAAGAGCAGUACUUGAUUUUUCAGAUGAUGAGGAAGAUGGUAAUAUUGUAAGCAUUGCAUCUCCUGAGCUACCAAAACAGCAUGCCCCGGACCCUGUUACCGAAACUGCUGAAGAAACUCGAGCAAAUCAAAAGAAAUUGGAAAAUAAAGAUGAUGUACCAAAUAAUGUGAAAGGUUGUUCAAGGGGGUUGGAGUCUGAGUUCGCUUCUGAAUGUAAAACCAAAAGUGUCAGUACUAUGAACCAUUCUGGGAUUACUUUAAAGGAAAAGAGCAGUGAUCCUCCAGUGAAUGAUAAUAAGCUGAAUUCCACAGCUGAGCCUGCUUCCACCUCACCGAAGAGAAGAAAGGUUUUGAAGAAACGCAUAGAUGAGCGGGGAAGGGAAGUUACUGAGGUGGUUUGGGAGGGUGAAGCUUCUGCGGGUGACAAGACAGAGAAGAAUGUGACAACUACUGCUUCUAGUGGGUCGACUCUUCCAAGCAAGCCACAGCCAUCAGCAAACUCUGACAAGAGCAAAGCUCCAAGCAAGGCAGCAGGCAGCAAGAAACCUGCGAAGGCCGCCGGCACCAAGCAAGGGAGCAUCAUGUCAUUCUUCAAGAAGGCAUAGAGCCUGCAGGCUGCACAACGCUUAUCAGAGAUGACCUUGUCCAGGAAACUGCAUUCAGCCACGGAACUGGGCCCCCGGCUAGACGUCUCUGAAGUGGCUCCUCUUGUACCUGAAUCACGUCGUCAGGUCGUCGAACAAGGACCAGUGGAGGCAGGCGUCCGUUAGCUGUACCAUUUUGCUGUAGCAAGUGUAGUGAGCGUUGGUUGAAUCAAGCAGUGAGGACACGUUUAGGAGUUCGGAGAUUGUCUUGGUGUAGAUGUGUGCAUAUAAUUGUACCGAAGGCGACUCAAACCUUUGCACUUUGCACGGUGUUGUGCUGUGUGGAAGUGGAGGAAGAAGCACUACUGGUUAUCUUUUCCUGGUUUGUUAGAACAAACACCGGAAAAUGUAUGUCAGUAUGUGUGAGAGAUGGCCCAACGAUAUGGGCCUCUGAAAA